Molecule: messenger RNA, 1856 nt
Organism: Paecilomyces variotii
Lineage: Eukaryota; Fungi; Ascomycota; Eurotiomycetes; Eurotiales; Thermoascaceae
Exons: 3
Coding region: 197-1654 (485 amino acids)
Biological process (GO): protein deubiquitination
Molecular function (GO): cysteine-type deubiquitinase activity
Source: RefSeq, a predicted model, not a curated record
CAGAGCGCGUGUUGUAAAGCCUCUGGUUUUUGGUCCGCAGACUGGUGGACUUCCCCUUCCGGAGGUUCUUUCAAAGAACGCUUCUUCCCUUUGUUUCUUUUCUUGUCUCUUUUUUACCUCUCUCAAUCUCUGCUUGGGGACAUUGCCCCCUGCUCUAUUAGACAGCAGAUGAGGGCGGUUCUUCGGUUUUGCAAGCAUGGCUGACGUCUCUCCCAGCGGUACGCGGGUCGUGCCUGUCAUGGCCGGCCAGAAGCACAACCCCAAGGUCACCAAAGUGACCAGAGAUACCCUCCACACCACUCCCAGGCAAUCACAGCCGAGGGAGUCCCAGGAGCUCUGGAAUGACCCGGAAUGUUUGAAUAUGCCCUGUCUGGAGGCCUUGGGCCUCUAUGCUUCCAACACCGUGGGAGAUGGCAAUUGUCUUUAUCGAGCUCUGUCGGACCAGAUGUAUGGAGAAUUCGACCACUUUGAAGAGAUCCGGAACCGGUUGGCCAACCAUAUCCAGGCCCAUCCGGAAUACUUCAUGAAUUUCAUGUCUGCGAUGGGUGGGGAGCGGAGGGCCCCCAGACGCGCAGCUGCGGCUGCUUCUCGAUCGUCCUCCUCGUCGGUGACCCCUGCACCGGCGACCAAGGAGCAGCAGAUGCAGAAGUUUGAGACCAGGGUCGAGGAGAGCCGGAAGAAUGGCUCCUGGGGAGGAUCCGAAGAGAUCCAGGCAUUUUGCCAAUCGUACAAACGAGACGUACGCGUCUACAUGGAUUCUGGGAUCCAAGACUUCCGUGAUGUUAGUGCUCCAGCGGACGAAGAAAGAGAGGUGGUCCACAUAGCCUUCCACAACUUCUACCAUUAUUCUUCGGUACGCAACAUCAAUGGCCCUCACACCGGUCUUCCCCAUAUUCCCAAUACCAAAGUGAAAGCCGACUCCCAGGUCGACAGUGUGAAAACGGAAAAGAGGAACGAAGAGAGUAAAGAUGCUACUGCUGGAGCAGUGGUGGAUAUGGCGGUGCCUUGGAAAAUUUCCAAGAUACAAGAAGGCCUGGGCGGAAAAUAUGACCGAGAGACCAUCGUGGAGAUGUUGCAACAAUGUCGUGGUGAUAUUGAGAGGGCGUUUGUCAAACUGCUGGACGAGGACACUUCGACUGACUCCUCUGUUAAACGCUCCUCUUCUCCGGCUACCACGGUCACCGACGCGUCUUCCUUCCAAUCGGUUGUCCCACAGCCUCAAUACAAGCAACGCUUGCGUCCCUCGUCGCGCUCUUCCUCCCGUCAUAGCACGUCAAGCAAGCGGUCCGCAGACGAUAGUGACGAUGAAAAGCUCACUUGUCGCCCCCGGCAGACCAGAGGGCGGGAACAGAAGAGACGGAUCUUGCCAAACGUCACAGUUGGAAUCAAUCUCCGUGAUGAGAAUCAGAACGACCUGGUUUCCCUACGCCUGAGGGUCAGCCCGGAUGUUGUUGCUGAACAGGCUGAUACCGCUGAGCCCGUAACGAAAACAGACGUCAGCGCGGAGGGCACGAAGAAAGGCGAGAACAAGAGGAACCUCCGCCCUCGCAGGCGCAUCCAGACCACUAGUGCGGAUUCUAGCAGCGAGUCUCAGCAGGAGUCUCUGCGGGACAAAGCCGUCCCAAAAAGAAAGUCUUCUCAGAGAAAUACCUGACAUACACAAAGCUGCCUGCGGUGACAAUGACUACCGCCAUGACCCUCCCUAUAUCCCCUUUCCUUUCCUUCCGUCUUUCACCUUCAAUACCCAGAUGCCGCAAUAAGGCGCGCACUUCUCUUUGUUUCGUCAUUUGACUGUCACAGCGACACAGCAUUGCAUGUAAUGCAUCAUGAUUGAGCCGCAUUUUUGAGCGCGUUGG